Molecule: messenger RNA, 1154 nt
Organism: Musa acuminata AAA Group (dessert banana)
Lineage: Eukaryota; Viridiplantae; Streptophyta; Magnoliopsida; Zingiberales; Musaceae
Exons: 11
Coding region: 151-852 (233 amino acids)
Source: RefSeq, a predicted model, not a curated record
ACGUUCCCUUCGCCACCCUUUUCCUUGUCCUCUUCCCUUCUUCUUUCUCUCUCUCUAAGCCGGCGAUCUCUCCAUCUCUCUUCUCCUCGGAUCCCGAGAACUUAUUGCCUUGGGCUAAACUCUGUAGGCGAAGGCAAAGAAGAAGGAAAGAUGCCUAAUUGGGAGCUCAAGAACUGCUGCGACCACGACCAGGUCGCCUUCAUCGUCACCAUCGGCGUCUUCACCUUCGUCAUCCUCGCCCUGUGGAGGACGGUGCUGCUCACACCUUUCAAGCUCAUCACGGUGUUCCUACACGAGACGAGUCAUGCCCUCGCCUGCAAGUUAACAUGCGGUGAUGUUGAGGGCAUACAAGUGCAUGCAAACGAGGGUGGAGUCACACAAACUCGUGGUGGCAUCUAUUGGAUCAUUUUGCCAGCUGGAUAUCUUGGCUCAUCAUUUUGGGGAAUGGUCUUCAUUCUUGCAUCUACGAAUCUUAUUACGACAAGAAUUGCAGCUGGUUGCUUUCUACUUGCAUUGGUUGUCGUGCUAUUUGUUGCCAAAAAUUGGUUGCUUCGAGGACUCUGUAUAGGUUUCAUUAUAUUUAUUGCCAUUAUUUGGCUUCUGCAAGAAACUACAAAAGUCCAUAUUCUUCGAUAUGUCAUUCUGUUUAUCGGUGUCAUGAACAGCUUAUUUUCAGUCUAUGAUAUCUAUGAUGAUUUAAUAUCUCGAAGAGUUCACUCAAGUGAUGCCGAGAAAUUUGCUGAAAUCUGUCCUUGCCCUUGCAAUGGUGUUGCAUGGGGGGUUAUUUGGGGAUUAAUAUCAUUUACAUUUCUUUGCGGAUCCAUUUACCUUGGUCUGGUUAUUCUGUCUUGAGGUUUUGUGGAUUUGUGAAGAUUCUGAUUUGCUCAGGUUUCAUCAAUUCAUGUCGAUUGAACACAUUGUUCUUAUCAGAUUGCCAUCAAAUUGGAAACAGCCUUAGAUUCUUGUGGCAUCAUCUUUUCUGGAGCUUCAGAGUCCCAGCUGCUCUGAUGCAUGUCCAUGUUGUUGCAUUGAGAAACUUGCUGAUGAGUUUCUUGACAACAUAGAUGUUUCAUUUGUGCAACACAGCAACUCAUUGUUUUCAACCUCUGUACCAACAUUUAACUAAUCUUUCAUUUGUUAUAUUUUUUUGGGCA